AUGGUCGCGUUUGACGUGUUUCAGCGAGUAUUAGCGGCGGGCGCUACCGAUCGUGAUAGCGAAUCAGAUCUCCAACCCCGCUCGCCCUCGUCAUCCGAAACCCCCCGGGCCCAAACGCCUUCUGAUCUGACCAAUGCGGCUACCGUGCCCAUUCCCAAGACAUCCGCCGUCGAGGAUGAAGAUUUCGAGCCCAUUGAGCCAAUCUCGACCUCUCAAUCAGGGGCAUCCGACACAAAAACGAUCGCCGUUGACCCUAAAGAUAGCGAGAUCGUGCGACUGCAACGCUCGCUCACUGAAUCUAAAACAGCACACAAGGCCCGUGAAGUCCAACUUCGAAUCACGAAGGAGGAACUUCAAAAUGCACGCGAAGCGCUCAAUGAUACCUUUGCGGAAUACUCUGGCCUCCGUGAUCAGCUGAAAGCCAUCAAACAAAACUUGGGCCGAGACCAUCAGGCGAUUGUAUACCGGAAAGACAUCGAGCUGUUUGCACUUCGAAAGGGCAACGAGCAGAAAGACAAAAGCAUACAGGAUCGCGAUAGCCAGCUUGAAGAGAUGACCCGGCAACACAAGACGAUAAUGGAAGUCAAAGAUGCGCAGCUGAAGCUAAUGAGGGAGCGGUUGAUCUCUAUGGAACGACAGUCGAGCCCGCGGUUUUCGGAAGACGGGGACGAUGGGCAUGCCCUUGAAGUCCGAAUGCUACGGAUCAAGAAGGGCAGAAGUUCUCCGGAGGUUGAGGAAGACAAGGAUGUGAUCAUUGCAAAGCUGCGAGAACAACUCGCCGCCAGUGCCCAGACCAAGGAGGAGGUUGUCAAUCAGCAAGCCGAGCUGCAAAGAUCAUGGGAUGUUGCCAAGAAGAUACAAAAGGCCCUCAAGGAAGAGCGAGAAAAGCACACUCAGACUCGAGAGCAGUUGGAGGAGUCCGCCGUUAAGCUGGCGGAACUUGAGCCACAGCCCAGAAGUCGAGCAAACUCUGUGGUCGGACGAUUGCCGACGAUUGACGAGGAUGAGCACGACAAGGAAGAGCUCGAGGCUAUGUUCAAUACCACCCAACAAGACAACCUUCGCCUAUACGCCGAGGUGGCCGCUCUCGAGAAGCGACUGGUCGAGGCUAAUGCCCGCUUGUUCACUGCGCUUCAAGAGGCUGAGGCUAUCAAGGUGCAGCUCAACCAAGAGAUGGAAGUCAACGAGGACAUGGAGACCGCCCGCCCAAGCGUAGUGCAUCGUGUUCAUUUCCAGCGCAUGGAGGGUGAGGUGUCCGAGCUACGGCAAGCACUUGCCAGCAAGGACGAAGAGAUGGAGUUGCUGAGGAAUACUAUCGCGGAGAAAGACCACUACGUCAAGGACAUCCAAGGUGAACUUGACGCCGCUGCCACCUUCCACACACAGGACCAAGACGAGAUUGAACGCUUGCAGCAAUCCAUCGACGAGCUCAAAGCCACCAAGUAUCAGCUCAUGCUCGAUCACGAGCGCCUCGGCUCCCAGCGCACCCGGCAGCGUGUCAUUUCCAUGGACCGGCCUGACCGCUUCUCUGCUCGCUCAAGUGGUGCGACACUCAUCCACGAACCGAGUCCACCGCUGACGAAGAUAUCAGACGAGGCACCACCCGUGGAAGCCAUACCGAUUCCACCUAUGCCCGUAGUCCCGGAACGCGAAGGAAGCAUCCAAGAGACCCCUCAACGCCAUCUCCGCAGCAAGAGCUCGCCGAAGGAAACGCCAAACCGCUGGAGUCUGAUGUCGCACGACGUCCCGCCCGCCGAACUGAGAGAGCUCAAGACCAACCGCCGAAGGAGCCUCGGCCUGAAAGUCAUGAUGCAGAAGAUCGUCCGCAAGACCCAAGAGCCCGAGCAGCCAUCCGCCGACGCCGCAACACCAGCUCCAGAAGCCCUUCCCAAACGCGAAGAAUCCAAACUGCGCCGCGUCCUCGCACCCAAGGACAAGAACAUGUCCAUCCGUCCUUCCACCGCCGCAUCAGCCAUUCCAUCCAAACCCGUCGGCUCCCAAGCCGCCGAUACACCGUUGACAUCGCCUCUUCCCACCAACGUGCGUCCUCCGAACCCGCGACGCAACACACCGACUACACCUCGUUACUACGCUGUUACUGCGAAUGCGACGGGUCCGGAGGCUGGUGCGGCGCAGAAAGAGGAGGUGAAGGAGAAGGAGAAGGAGAAGGAGAGGCCGAGGUCGGCGAUGGGGCCUGAGGCGGCGAAGUCGAAGAGUCGGUUGAGUUGGGGUGCUACGAAUAAGCUGAAGCGACGAUCAUUGUACUGA
This is a messenger RNA of Alternaria hordeiaustralica, 2268 nucleotides long. RefSeq lists its product as uncharacterized. Bases 1 to 2268 code for a protein of 755 amino acids. NCBI's taxonomy places the organism in Eukaryota, Fungi, Ascomycota, Dothideomycetes, Pleosporales, Pleosporaceae. The transcript is spliced from 2 exons. The record is from RefSeq and is a predicted model, not a curated record.